Molecule: messenger RNA, 1517 nt
Organism: Anarrhichthys ocellatus (wolf-eel)
Lineage: Eukaryota; Metazoa; Chordata; Actinopteri; Perciformes; Anarhichadidae
Gene: slc25a3a
Product: solute carrier family 25 member 3a
Exons: 8
Coding region: 137-1210 (357 amino acids)
Biological process (GO): mitochondrial phosphate ion transmembrane transport
Cellular component (GO): mitochondrial inner membrane
Molecular function (GO): phosphate transmembrane transporter activity
Source: RefSeq, a predicted model, not a curated record
GCUGUUCGCCGACGUCACGAAAGGACAAAUCAGUUUACCGCGAGGUCAUUCGGCCUCUCCGAACAGCCGGUUGCAGCUCAGCGGAGGCGCCAUCUUAAGACACAGACGUAGCUCCGCUAGCAGGAAGGACACCAACAUGUACCCGACCACGUUGACCCAGCUGGCCCGGGGCAACCCGUUCAGCGCUCCCCUGUUCUCCCUCCAGAAAGUGGAAGAACCUCAACAGAGCCUCCACGGACAGAGGACCCGCAGACUGGCAGCAGCCGCUACCGCAGAAGAGGGGGACAGUUGUGAGUUCGGCUCUCAGAAGUAUUUCCUGCUGUGCGGCUUUGGUGGGAUUCUGAGCUGUGGUACCACACACACUGCUGUCGUUCCCCUUGAUCUGGUCAAAUGCAGAUUGCAGGUGGACCCAGAUAAGUACAAGAGCAUCAGCAGGGGCUUCUCAGUGACCAUCAGGGAAGAUGGUGUCAGGGGCCUGGCUAAGGGCUGGGCUCCCACCUUCAUCGGCUACUCCAUGCAGGGACUGUGCAAGUUCGGCUUAUACGAAGUGUUCAAGGUCUUCUACGGCGACUUACUGGGAGAGGAGAACACCUACCUGUGGAGGACAUCACUGUACCUGGCUGCCUCAGCCAGCGCAGAGUUCUUUGCAGACAUUGCUCUGGCUCCCAUGGAGGCUGCCAAAGUUCGUAUCCAGACCAAGCCGGGCUACGCCAACAACCUGAGACAGUGUGUCCCCAAGAUGUUUGCAGAGGAGGGUGUCUGGGCAUUCUAUAAGGGUCUGGUGCCUCUGUGGAUGAGGCAGAUCCCCUACACCAUGAUGAAGUUUUCCUGCUUUGAGCGCACCGUGGAGAUGCUCUACAAGUAUGCUGUUCCCAAGCCCCGCAGCGAGUGCACCAAAUCUCAGCAGCUGGUGGUCACCUUUGUGGCCGGUUAUAUCGCUGGUGUGUUCUGUGCCAUCGUGUCCCACCCGGCUGACUCUGUGGUGUCCGUGCUGAACAAGGAGUCCGGCAGCACUGCUGUCCAGGUCCUCAAGAAGCUAGGACCAAAAGGUGUUUGGAAGGGUCUGGUGGCUCGUAUCAUCAUGAUCGGUACUCUGACCGCCCUGCAGUGGUUCAUCUACGACUCUGUCAAGGUCUACUUCCGCAUGCCCCGCCCCCCUCCCCCUGAGAUGCCGGAGUCCCUGAAGAAGAAGCUGGGCCUCACAGAGUAACCUCAUCCCUCCACUGAGCGGCAGUCCUCAUCUGACCCUGACCCCCCCCCUUCAAAACACCUUCCAGGGCGCACACAGCAGUUUUCUAUAUUUAUGUCCUUAGCUCUGGCUGCUCUGCUCAGAGCCCAGGGCUGCUACUGCUAAUGUAUAUUUCAAAAGAACAAGCAAGGAGACGAGAUGGAACUGUUGCCCUUGACUUACUAUGAGUCAGACCGAAAAUAUUCCUCUGUAGAAACACCUGUCUGGUUUUAUCAUUUCCUCUUUAGAAACAUGUUAAAAUUCUAAUAAAGACUUUAAUUCCCUUAAA